UAACAGUAACAGAUGCUCACUAAUAUCACCCGAUUCACCCAAGUAACCCUUCAGCAACCCGAAUCCAGAAAAGACAAGGACACUGCUGGCGCAUGUUAGCACCAUCGCUGACCUGUCACGACCAAUACGUGUUAUCGUGCGCCGCCUCUCUCUCUCUCUCGCGCGUUCUCUCUUCCAUGAAGAACCAUUUCUUCCAUGGGAACCAAAUCGCUGAAACGGAGACCUCGUGAGUCGCAGAACCCUCCCAUGGCCGCCGUGGCCCCUCCGCGGCGCAAGCCUCGAUCAUACGCCAAGGCCUCCGUAGUUCUCUCCGUUCUUCUCGUUGUCUCCGUCAUCGCUCUCUUGGUCCUUUCGUCGAACAAGUUGCGUGCGUUCCAACGCGGGGUUUCCUAUGAGACGAUCACUGUCGUCAACGUUUUCCCUCACGACCCUCAAGCCUUCACCCAGGGCCUUGUUUAUGAUAGAAAUGACACCUUAUUUGAGUCAACUGGUCUUUAUGGGAAGUCAUCUGUUCGUAAAGUUGCUCUUCAUACUGGGAAGGUUGAGGAUGUGCAGAAGAUGGAUAGUUCAUUAUUUGGGGAAGGUUUAACUCUCCUCAAUAAUAGGCUGUUCCAAGUAACUUGGUUGCAGAAAGCUGGUUUCAUAUACAACCCAAAAAAUUUAAGAAAGAUAGGGACAUUUAAUCAUGCUAUGAAAGAUGGUUGGGGUCUGGCAACUGAUGGAAAAGUCUUGUUUGGAAGUGAUGGUAGUUCAACAUUGUAUCAAAUUGAUCCUCAAACAUUUAAAGCUUUAUCAAAACAAGUUGUCCACUAUAAGGGUCAUCAAGUACACAAUCUCAAUGAAUUGGAAUACAUAAAUGGUGAAGUUUGGGCAAAUGUUUUUAUGACUGACUGCAUUGUAAGAAUCUCUCCCAGUGAUGGCAAUGUUCUUGGAUGGAUUCUCCUCCAAAAUUUAAGGAAAGAACUUAUCAAAGCUGGGAACAAUGAUAUUGAUGUUUUGAAUGGGAUAGCUUGGGAUGGUGAGCAGAAGCGGAUAUUUGUGACUGGAAAACUGUGGCCAAAGCUGUAUGAAAUCAAGGUUUCUCCAGUAAACAAACCAAUUGAAGAAGGGAUCAUUGAGCAGCUUUGUUUGCGUAACCCUUUCAAAUUUCCAUGAUUGAUUUUUUCUGUUCCUGCUCUAAUUUCUUAAAUCCACUUGGGAAUGCGCAGCUGAACUGAGUUUUUGGCAUGGUAUUAUGACAUGAUCAUUUUGAGAAGAUAUUCAGUUGGUAGAAUGCUACCUACCCUAUGAUGCCCUAUGAUGCCCUCUAUGAUGCCCUACCCUUUAUAGUAUCAUUCUUCUGUAGCAGGUCAAGAAUUUUAAUUAAUUAAAUACACUAAGGGAGAGAUCAAUCAAUCUUUUUUGUAUGAUGAUGGUUGAUUUUGUAAGUAACCGGGCAAUUUGAGAUGUUAUGUGUUGCAAAAGGAUGGAAAUUCAACCAAAACAGAAAGAAUGGAUAGCUUUAUUAGUUCAAUUUGAGGUGGCAUAACAAUUUAAGACUUGGUUCACCGAAUAGAGACGUGUAGAUAUAAUAUUCAGUACAUUGUAUUAGGAAUUUGGGGGAUUUUUCUCCCUGUCCCCGCAA
Molecule: messenger RNA, 1624 nt
Organism: Glycine soja
Lineage: Eukaryota; Viridiplantae; Streptophyta; Magnoliopsida; Fabales; Fabaceae
Product: glutaminyl-peptide cyclotransferase-like
Exons: 11
Coding region: 196-1155 (319 amino acids)
Molecular function (GO): glutaminyl-peptide cyclotransferase activity
Source: RefSeq, a predicted model, not a curated record